AUGUCGGUUGGUUACACCUCGUAUUUACCGGGGUGCCCCAAAGGUCAGCGAGGUGUGUGGGGGGGACAACUUCACCCCUCCGUUCCCCGCCGUUCCCCUCCGUUCCCCUCCCCUCCCUGUCCCUCCCCCACUCACUGGGCAGCAGCAGGUAGCAUGACCACAAUCACUCCUCCCUGGCCAAAAGCGACCAGCCUAGCUAGCUUCUUCCUCUCAUUGCACCGCAAAGAGCAGGUCACUCUGGCGCUGCAGCUCGUUUCCACCAACCUCAAGGAUGUCGUUCAACAGAUCGACUCGUCCCUUGGCGACUUCAUCGAUGCGGGUCUCAUGGUGUGCGAAGCGUUCAAGCCGUACCCCAAGUGCAUGCUGAUGAUUGAGGAGAUCGUCUGCGGCACCACGUGCAACCCAGAUUCGGGAAGCUACGUUUCUAAGUCCCCGUCGGGGGAAUUCAUGAUGACGGUCUGCCCGGAAUUUGCGAAUGCGACCUACGACACGUGCAAGGACGUCGAAAUCAGCGGCUUCGCGCUCAACCUGUUCAUCCCCAAUGCGGACGCCAUGAUGACCAUGGUCGUUUCCAAUGUCAUCGCAGUCAUGGGUGUGACGAACUUCAACAUCACCAUCGCUCCUGGCGCCUGCUUCACGGGAGCCACGGCCACGCCAGCCUACACCCCCUGCUGUGACCCGCUCGCCGUUGACCCCAAGUGCCCCGCGGGGUCAGUGGAUACAGUAAAGUAUGCACCCUACAUCAACCGCAACAUUGAUUCUGCUGCCUGCAUGACCGGUGCACCCAUGCCCGCCCCUGGCCCUUCCACCUCCACUCCUCCCGCGCCUGGUCCUGCUCCGCCUACUGCCGCUCCUCCUACUGUCGCUCCGCCCACUGCCGCUCCGCCUACCGCUGUUCCGCCUACUCCUGCUGCGCCUGCUCCUGCUCCGCCUGCACCCACUGCAGGAGGCCCCCCACCUUCUCCCCAAACGCCAGGAGUGGCGCCUAGCACCCCUCCUGCCUCUCCUAGCCCCACGCCUGUGAGCCCCUCGCCCCCACCACCUCCGCCCAAGUCUGGGGCUGGUUCCGCCGCUUCGGUGAUGUCGGUGGUGGCUCUGGCGGUUGGUGCUGCAGUAGUGUUUGUGUAA
Messenger RNA from Closterium sp. Naga37s-1, 1128 nucleotides. The record is from the annotation of a GenBank genome assembly. NCBI's taxonomy places the organism in Eukaryota, Viridiplantae, Streptophyta, Zygnematophyceae, Desmidiales, Closteriaceae.